Messenger RNA from Actinia tenebrosa (Australian red waratah sea anemone), 1098 nucleotides. RefSeq lists its product as uncharacterized. Lineage: Eukaryota; Metazoa; Cnidaria; Anthozoa; Actiniaria; Actiniidae. The record is from RefSeq and is a predicted model, not a curated record.
AUGGAUGACAACCCUGAGUUUUAUUACCCUGAAGAUCUGGAGGACGACUUGGAUUUAGCCAAUGCAACAGCAGUGUUUGAGUCGCAAAACAGCAACAACAACAAUAACAACAACAACAAAGAUGAAGACGAAGAGAUGAUAAACAAAUUUUUGAACGACCAAAAGACCAAAAACACAGGGUAUAAAUCGAAGAGUGACAUGAAAGCGUGGCAAAGAUUUUGUCAAUCCAUUGGAGAAAGCAGAAAAAUGGAAGACAUACCUGAAUCUGAGCUGAAUACACUGCUUUGCAAAUUUUUUAUCUCCAUCCGCAAACAAGAUGGCGGCGAGUAUGAACCGGGAAGCAUUACUGGAUUUCAAAGAAGUUUUCAACGUUAUCUCCAGGAAAAAGGAUCUUUGUAUAAUAUUCUCAAGGAUAACGAUUUUUCCAGGUCCAGAAGCGUCAUUGCUGCCAAACGAAAGGAUCUCACUUGCAAAGGAAAAUGCAAUCUUCCCAACGCAACGAGAGAGCUGAGGGCAACCGAGGUAAACACACUGUUUGAGAUCGGGCAGUUCAGUGUUGUAGAACCAAAGGCACUGCAAAAGGCACUGUGGUGGUUCCUUUCCCUACAUUUUGGUUGGAGAGCUAGAGAUGAGAGCCGGAAGUUGAGCUGGGGAGAUGUGAGCCUUGAAAAUGACCCAGAAACUGGAGCUGAAUGUCUGGUGUGGAAAACAGAAAAAGGUAGCAAGACACGAACAGGCCAAGGAGGGCACCGAAGAGCUUUCAAUCCAAAAGCACAUGCCAGUGUCAACAAAUCGAGAUGUCCUGUUGAGUUUUACAAGGCAUUUAGGAGCCAUCGAUCAGAGUCUAUGUUAAUGUCUGAUGCUCCUUUUUAUCUGGCCAUCAACCACAAACGAAAACCAGAGGAUAAAGUUUGGUAUUUGAAUAGACCUCUCGGUAAGAAUGAAAUUGUAAAAAUCUUGAAAGAAUCAACAGAAGUGGUUCUUGGUAAGGAGAAUCAGCAAGGCCUCAAGAGAAAACUGACCAACCAUGCUGUCGUAAAACUAUCAUCGGCAGGCUCCUUGAUGCAAAUGUGGAAGCUAACUACGUGGCACAACUAA